Pseudomassariella vexata is the source of this 1875-nucleotide messenger RNA. RefSeq lists its product as uncharacterized. The record is from RefSeq and is a predicted model, not a curated record. Gene Ontology annotation, biological process: regulation of DNA-templated transcription; DNA-templated transcription. The transcript is spliced from 7 exons. Lineage: Eukaryota; Fungi; Ascomycota; Sordariomycetes; Amphisphaeriales; Pseudomassariaceae. Gene Ontology annotation, molecular function: DNA-binding transcription factor activity, RNA polymerase II-specific; zinc ion binding; DNA binding. Bases 1 to 1875 code for a protein of 624 amino acids.
AUGAGCCUAGAGCUAGGCACGAUGGACGAACCAAGCAGGAAGCGCUUGAGGACGUCGCAUGCAUGCGACAUCUGCAGGUCCCGCAAGAUCAGGUGUGACGGGAAUCAGCCAUGCCAGGGCUGCACCAACUCCAAGCAAGAUUGCUCUUACGGCUCCGAAGCCAACACUCGAGGCAAGAGCGACCUCAUUCUUGAGGGUGUGUUGAGAGUUGAGCAAUUACUGCAGGCUAUGCAAACAUCUCUGUUGACAUCGCCAACGAGAGCUGUUCAUGUCCAAAGUCCCAUCUCAGCACCACCGCUGUCCCAAAUAUCAGCAGACGACGUCCAUCCCAACCAGCACAACAAUCUGGAAAAUGCUAUACUUGAUUCCUUGCACACGUCCACCACUGAGUCCAUCCUCUCAUGGUCGUAUUUCGACUCGUUCCCAUCCAUUCGCCAGAACUAUGUCUCCAUCUUCCAGCUCGAACAGUCACGGCCCAGCCUGCCCAUGCGAGUAAACUCCAUGUACCCGUACUUAUCUGCAGCAGACUUGGAUUCCAUCCUAAAUGCCUUUCAGCGAGGAGUCAACUUCUGGUAUCCGACGCUGUCAUUGAAUCAGUUGGACAAUGUGCGCACGUUGGUGUCGCGCGGCCUCCUCGAGGGCACAGAUCAAGUGACCGGUUGUUGUGCUCGUCUUGUCAUGGCGCUGGGGUGCACCAGCGAGGUUGUGAGCGGGUUGAUGGGCAGCGAAGACACCACGGCCAGCAAGGAGGACAUUGAGUUUAAGACGUCACGGCGGGCGAUGGCCGAGUUGUACUUUGACGGGGCGUUGAAGACCAUGCAUAUGGUCCACUCAGAGAUGAGCUGUGCAGCAGUUCAGUCUCUCUUCUUCACCGCCCUGUACUUUGCUUACCUGCGGCGGCCCCUUCAAGCGUGGAACUAUAUCCACGACACAGCAGCAAAAUGUCUCUUGCUCCUGUCUUACCCUCCGGUCACUGAACCCAUCGAAAACCAGGAGUGUCUCCGUCGCAUCUUCUGGGCCUGUUACAUCCUUGAGAGCGACUACUUAGCCGAACUGUCAGCUCUUCCAGUCAGCGGUAUCGCCCAAAUCGAAUCCUCCGUUCCCCUCCCCGGUUCAGCCAUACCGUACACCACCCACUCAGACGACAACGAAACUGAACACGCAUCCCUCUACUUCUUAGCAUGCAUCUCCAUGCGCCGGCUGUUGAACCGUGUGCAUCAGCUACUAUACGCGAGGAACUCGGGAGCCGCGACGGAUAUAUCUCGAUUCCCAGCCAUCGUCACGGAGCUUGAUCAUCAGCUGGAAGAGUGGCGCGACGUUCUGCCGCACGCCUUCAAGUUCAGUACUAGUGACUUGUCUGAGUACCUGAGCGAAUGCCGAGGCUUUCUGAGGCAACGGUAUUUGACCUGCAGGAGCGUCAUCUACAGACCGUUCCUGGCCUGGCUUCUUGCCAACGGGCCCAGCGAUGCUCAUGGUGUGCGCAAGGCUGAGAUUCUGAGCCGGGCCAGGAUUUGUCUGGAUGCUUGCACAUCCCACAUUCUUGGCCUUACGGGAUUUUCUCACACAGUUCUUGUCGAUACUUGGAUUUGUGUCCUAUCCAUGGCAACGGCGAUGAUGAUACUCCUCGCGACGUGCAGCUCGGUCCGAGAGAUCACCCAGCUCCGACAUGACAUAAUGCACACCGGGCCACACUUACGCAAAGUCUUCCGAAGGUGGCAGGAAGUUUUGGGCACACCCGAAUCGCCGAGCGUGGAUCAGGGCAUGCGAAUUAUAUACGAGACCGAAAAGUUGAUGCAGGGACUGGGGAGGCGAACCACGGCCACGGAUGAGGAGGUUGUUGUGGCGGCUUUAAUGUGUGCCAUGACGGAAAGGUAA